Molecule: messenger RNA, 1197 nt
Organism: Acanthosepion pharaonis
Lineage: Eukaryota; Metazoa; Mollusca; Cephalopoda; Sepiida; Sepiidae
Source: the annotation of a GenBank genome assembly
AUGUCAAUGACAGCGACUCCUUCCUUUACUUUCUUUCCCGCCUCCCAGUCUGCAUUGGCGCUCCACUACUUACUCCACCGUGCCAUCCAUCUAUCUAUCUAUCUAUCUAUCUAUCUAUCUAUCUAUCUAUCUAUCUAUAUAUACGCACUCACACACACGCGGACAGACACACGCACACACACAUAUAGUUUUUAUUUCAUUUUCUAUCAAAUUGUUCAUUUUUUCAUUGCUAAUCUCCGCUAUUCUUUCUUUUUUCUUCCUGAAACCUUAGAGGGUUUUUCUUUCUUUCUUUCAUUAGGGUCUUUGCUUCUUUUCUUUCUUUCUUUCUUUCGUAACAUCAUACGAGUUUCUUUCUUUUCUUUUUUCUUUCUUUCUACAGACAUUAGGUUUCUUCCUUUUCAUUCAUUUUUUCUUUCUUUUUCUUUCUUUUCUUUCUUUCUUUCUUUCUUUCUUUCUUUCUUUCUUUCUUUCUUCGUAACGUUAAUGUUUACUUUCUUGCUUUUUCUUUUUAAUAAAAUCAUUCAGGUUUAUUACAUUUUCUUUCUUUUUUCAAAACAUCAUUCAGCUUUUCUUUCUUUGAUGACAUCAUGCAAAUUUCUUAGAUUUAUUUCUUUUUUUCACUUCUCAAUUCCUUCUUCUUCCCUCCUUAUCCUUAUUUUCAGCUUCUUUCUGUAUUCGUGUUCAUUGCUCCCCUCUUUCUUUUCUUUCUUUCUUUUCUUUUCCUUUUCUUUCUUUCUUUCUUUUGUCUCCUUGUCUUUCUAUCUUUUCUUUCUUUUCUUCUUUAAUCUUUCCUUCUUUUUUUCACUUUUGCAAUCUUAUUUUCUUUCUUUCUUUCUUUUCUUUCUUUCUAUAUUAACUUUCUUUCUCCUUCUUCUUCCUUCCUUUUCCUUUCACUACUAUCCCUUAUUCUCCUUCUUUCUAUAUUCCUCUUUCUUUCUCCCUUCCUUCCUUCCUUCCUUCCUCCCUUCCUUCCUUUAUCCUUUAUUUCUCCUUCUUUUCUAUAUUCCUGUUCAUUGCUUCCCUGCCCUUUUCUCUCUUUUUGUUUGUUUGUUUUUCUUUCUUUCUUUUCUUCCACUUUUCUUUCUUUCUUUCUUCUUUCUUUUCUUUCUUUCUUUCUUUUCUUUCUUUUCUAACACCAUUCUGUUCUUUCUUUUUUCUUUCUUUCUUUUCAAUAUCAUCUUUCAUUUUCUUUUUUAA